This is a messenger RNA of Trifolium pratense (red clover), 399 nucleotides long. RefSeq lists its product as uncharacterized. The coding region runs from base 23 to 337 and encodes 104 amino acids. The transcript has 2 exons. NCBI's taxonomy places the organism in Eukaryota, Viridiplantae, Streptophyta, Magnoliopsida, Fabales, Fabaceae. The record is from RefSeq and is a predicted model, not a curated record.
AACAUAUGUGUUAUUAACAAAGAUGGACACCACAAGACAUUCUACUCUCAAGUUUGCAUUGUUGGUUGCUUUGAUCAUCGUUUCUUCAGAUAUGUGCAUGGAAUAUGUAGAAGGAGGAAUCAAUGCUGAGAUCGUAACCUCACAAAGGGGUACAAAUUGCAAGGUAGAUUGUCCACGCUCAUGUCAAGAUGAUAAUAUAUGUGCAAAUUGUUGUAAUUGUCUGAUAGGUGUUUAUGGUAUUCCUGUUUGUAGAAAAGGUGUAUGCACAUGUUUAAUAUAUCCACCAACCAGCCAAUUCAAUAAUAUUCCUAAUCCAUUACCCACAAUUUCAAAUUGAAUUUUGUGAUAUUGUAAUGCAAUGAUCGUGUAUGGAUGAGAUUAAUAUGUUAAAAAGAUGAA